AUGGAGCUAGCUAGCGGCUGUUUAAUUCCCGACAUUUUUAUCAGAUUCCUUCAAUUUCGUCUUAGCAAUAAGCUACGGCUUACAGAUGGCUACUGCGGAUCAGGGAAAGGAGGUAUGGAGAAUCCUCCUUAACCUCUCCGAAGAAUGCCAAUCCAUGCUCCAGCUCAAGCGAAUCCAUGCCCGUCUCCUUCGCCACCACAUCUCCAACCCCCUCAUCAUCUCCAAACUCCUCUUCUUCGCCGCCGUCUCUCCGCUCGGCAACCUCCACUACGCCACCCUCCUCUUUUCCCAACACCACCACCACCAAGACAUCACUCUCUUCCACAGCAGCACCACGGCCGCCUUCUUUUACAACACUCUCAUCCGAGGCUACGCCAACACCUCAUCCCCAUUCCUUUCCCUGCACCUUUUUAUCGCCAUGCGCCGCCGCUCGAUUCCUCCCGACCACUUCACCUUCACAUUCCUCCUGAAAGCUCAGGCGCGAUCCUUAUCUUCGUCUUCUAACUAUGACGCUUCCAUCCACGCGCAAGUCUUUAAGUUCGGUUGCUUGGGAUCUCAGGGAACACAUUUCCACGUCCACAAUGCGCUCAUCCAUCUUUAUGCUUCCCUAGCGCUGCCUGAUUCCGCCCAUCAGGUACUCGAUGAAAUGCCUGUGCCGCCGGAUGCCGUCUCCUGGUCCGGUCUCGUCAAUGCCCACCUCCGCGCGAAUGAUCCCGACGCCGCAAGGGCUGUUUUCGACGAAAUGAUCCCCGCGGUGCAGCUGGACGUGGUGUCGUGGACGGCCAUGAUCUCAGCCAUCUCAGGCUACGCGAGGGCAGGCCGCCCCCGAGACGCACUGCAGCUAUUCGAGAAAAUGCCAAUGCCUCCAGACGAAGUGACAAUGGUCUGCUUGGUCACAGCGUGUGGUGCUAUAGGGGACCUUGAGGCCGGAGAAGAACUGCAUAGGUACGUGGAGGCGAAGGGGCUUGGCUGGAUGGUGGCCCUCCGCAAUGCGCUGAUCGACAUGUACGGAAAGUGCGGGUGCCUGCUGCAGGCGCGGCAGGUGUUCGACGAAAUGUGCGAGGAGAGGCGUAGUCUUGUUACGUGGAACUCCAUGAUUUGGGCUCACGCCACACAUGGUGAUGCUGAUGCAGCCAUCGCACUCUUCAUGCGAAUGUCAUCCAGAGAAGGACCGAGGGUGCGGCCGGACGGAGUGACCAAUCUGGCCGUGCUGAGCGCUUGUGCGCACGCCGGCCGGGUGGAAGAAGGCCGAAAGCUGUUUGCUGAAAUGAGGAAGAGAGGUGAGAAGGUUGGCGUGGAGCAUUACGGGUGCAUGGUGGAUAUGCUUGGGCGGGCAGGGAUGCUGACUGAAGCCUGGCAUCUUGUGGAGGAAAUGCCGUUUGAAAGCAACGAUAAGGUGUGGGGUGCUCUCCUUGGCGGAUGCAGGAUUCAUGGCGAUGUGAAGAUGGGGGAGAGGGCUGUGGCGAAGCUUAUGAAGCUGAAACCCGAGGAGGGAGGGUAUUAUAUCCUGCUCAGCGCCGUUUACGUGGAAGCUGGCCGACCUGUGGAUGCCGCGAUGAUCAGGCGGUCUAUGAAUUUGAGGAAAGCUGCAAAGACUCCAGGGCUUAGCCACAGUUAAUCAAGCAUGUAUUUUGAUGACUUGGUAAUGCAACCCCAACUGGUGUGAAGCUGUGAAUGCCAUUAAUGUGAAGUGACUAUAAGGUGGAAAGAGUAAUCGAAAAUUUGGGUGCUGCAACUCUCAUCCACUACUGCUUAUGAGGCAUUCCCAAGCUUUGUUUUGUCUCCCUUUCAGACAAUUAAGAAACCCAACGCCACUUUUUGAAAGAAUAUAAGACGAGCGCAAGUACUACUUGGCGAGGAAUGUAUAUUUUAAAGGAAAAUGUAUAAUAGAGGACGCGACGCACAGGUAUGGGACUAACCUCCAUUUCUUCUAAAUAUCCGUCCUUCCAUAAAAAUGUAUAUAAUUUGUCAUUCUUACAAGAACGUUACCAUCUUAUUUGUAGUCGCCCCAAUCUUCAUAAACAGAAUUUGCCGAGUACUCCCCUAAGGGAGAGUCAGAUUUUUUUUU
This is a messenger RNA of Phalaenopsis equestris, 2068 nucleotides long. Its product is annotated as pentatricopeptide repeat-containing protein At5g56310-like. Gene Ontology annotation, molecular function: RNA binding; protein binding. Bases 86 to 1618 code for a protein of 510 amino acids. The record is from RefSeq and is a predicted model, not a curated record. Lineage: Eukaryota; Viridiplantae; Streptophyta; Magnoliopsida; Asparagales; Orchidaceae. The transcript has 2 exons. Gene Ontology annotation, biological process: RNA modification.